Messenger RNA from Homalodisca vitripennis (glassy-winged sharpshooter), 799 nucleotides. RefSeq lists its product as uncharacterized. Bases 24 to 464 code for a protein of 146 amino acids. Lineage: Eukaryota; Metazoa; Arthropoda; Insecta; Hemiptera; Cicadellidae. The record is from RefSeq and is a predicted model, not a curated record. The transcript has 2 exons.
CACUUCAAUACGCUGUUAGCACGAUGAGGGCCAUCGCUAUAUGGGCAUUACUCGUGAUCGAGCUCAUCGAGCUGUGCCUCGCCGUCCCCGGCAAUCCUUCUUACGUCGUCGGCAGGUUUAAGCCGUCAUCUAGAUACGUGUUCUUGAAGCGUGACAACGACAACUUUGACUAUGGAGCCGUGGUUCAACAUUUCAACACAUGCCACCAGUACAAGUUUCUGAUCGACAAGAUUGUCGUCACCACGACGGACGGUGGAAGUGACUAUCCUGCUCGUGGACAUCUUGUGGCUGGAGGCCUCAACCAAUUUUAUUUCGGCUUGAGACUUACUGGUAUUGGCACUACGUUCUAUGCCAUCGAGGUCUGGGUCACCUGGCAGGAGAAGGAGAGGACAGUCACACAGGACACCAUGGUCUCAUUCAGGCUAUUCCAUCCUUGUGCCCACCGUACGUCAGAGGACGAAUAAGGAAUUGCUAACAGUGAAUGAUAUAAAACGCAUGAUCAUUUAAAAAUAUUGUAUUAUUGUAGUAAAUGCAGUAUACUCCAUCUAUUAUUAAUAGAUCUAGGUCGAUUAUUAUCUACUACUGACAUUUUAAACUCUCAUUAUUACAAUUCUUUAAUAUAUAGUAAAAGUAUAUUCCGCCUUAUACAUACCAGAUCUACAUUAAAGUAACAUCGUGUUAGUACCUAAUAAUAAUUUUGAAACUUAAAGUGAUUUGCUUUAGAGCUGUGGGUUUUUUAAAGUAUAACUGAGGAUAACUGAGUAGCUAACAAUAAAAAAUAAAAGCUCAAUUUUCGAAA